GCCAAUUUAGGUUCGCAAACGAUAGUCGUCGGGCAACCGUGGGCUCUUCCUCCUUCCUUUUUCAUACCGCUGUUGAGUCUAAGGCGGUGAAAGUAUGUCUGGGAAGCCAGAUCCAAAGGCGAAGAAGGCGCCUGCGGCGGCAAAGACUGCUGCCAAGGGCGCCUCCGCUGUUGCAAAGGGUGAUGCGGCAGUCCCCAAGAAGGCGCAUGCCCCGCGGAACCAGAAGCUCCCCGGUGGCGUGUGGCUCUUCUCCCGCUCCAAGAUGUUCCACAAGCGGGGCCUCUUCAAGGUGAAGCACGCGCCAGUCCCCAAGGAGAAGCGAAAGCGCAAGAAGCGUGUCCACGUCAAGAAGAUCAACGGCGAUAACAAUGGCGGCAAGCGCGUUGUUCACAUCAAGAAGGAGCGCCGCUCCUACCCUACGGAGGACAGCCCCAAGCAUAAGAGGACCACCCACAUGAAGCCUUCCUCGCUGCGAAUUGCUAAGCUCCGCAAGAGGAUCACCCCUGGCACCAUCCUCAUCCUUCUGGCUGGACCCCACCGUGGCAAGAGGGUAGUUUUCCUGAAGCAGCUCAAGACGGGCCUGCUCAUGGUGACCGGCCCCUACGGCAUCAACGGCUGCCCUCUGAGACGCAUCAACCAGAUCUACGUGAUCGCCACCAGCACCAAGAUUGACAUCUCGUCAGUCAAGCUGCCCGAAAACCUCGACGACCGCUUCUUCAAUCGACCAAAGUCGGCCAAGAGGCGAAGCCGCAAGGACGAGGGCGAGAUCUUUGACACCAAGCCACAGGAGCGAACGGUGAGUGACGAGCACCGGAAGGUCCAGAAGGAGGUCGACAAGCAGGUGCUGGAGGCCAUGAAGAAGCACCCCGAAAAGAGGGCUCUGGUGCACUACCUGGCUGCCAGCUUCUCGCUGCGCAACCGUAUGUACCCACACAGAAUGAAGUUCUGAGGGAUCCUGUACACAAAUAAAAAAACUCCUGGCCUCUGGCAAA
Molecule: messenger RNA, 992 nt
Organism: Rhipicephalus microplus (southern cattle tick)
Lineage: Eukaryota; Metazoa; Arthropoda; Arachnida; Ixodida; Ixodidae
Product: large ribosomal subunit protein eL6
Biological process (GO): ribosomal large subunit assembly; cytoplasmic translation
Cellular component (GO): ribosome; cytosolic large ribosomal subunit
Molecular function (GO): RNA binding; structural constituent of ribosome
Source: RefSeq, a predicted model, not a curated record